AUGGGAGCUAAUGAAAGCAGGGAAGGCUCUUGGAGCAUCAAGGACGUGCCCAAUGGUGUAAUUGCAGCUGCCGCUGUGGCAGGAAUGGCUCUGCUGGCCUAUGGUUUAUAUGGACGUGUUUCAGCUUCAGAGCAGAGGAGGAAGACGAUGAAAGCUCCGGGCAGAGGUGACCAAAUCUCAAGGGGUGAUUUUCAGGCUAACCCAAAAGCUUAUUUCAGAGACCUCCGCCGCAAAUAG
Messenger RNA from Prunus armeniaca (apricot), 237 nucleotides. The record is from the annotation of a GenBank genome assembly. Lineage: Eukaryota; Viridiplantae; Streptophyta; Magnoliopsida; Rosales; Rosaceae.